UCUUAUGGCUCGGGAUGGCUCUCGGCGGACGGGCAGCUGCGGCAGCUGCUGCUGUGGCUCAGGCGGCGGCGGCGCGGCGGCGGCGGCAGAGGGGGCUCCGGGGUCGGACCAUCCGCUCUCCCUGCGCUCUCCGCACCGCGGCUUAAAUGAUGUAUUUUGUGAUCGCAGCGAUGAAAGCUCAAAUUGAAAUUAUUCCAUGCAAGAUCUGUGGAGACAAAUCAUCAGGAAUCCAUUAUGGUGUCAUUACUUGUGAAGGCUGCAAGGGCUUUUUCAGGAGAAGUCAGCAAAGCAAUGCCACCUACUCCUGUCCUCGUCAGAAGAACUGUUUGAUUGAUCGAACCAGUAGAAACCGCUGCCAACACUGUCGAUUACAGAAAUGCCUUGCCGUGGGGAUGUCUCGAGAUGCUGUAAAAUUUGGCCGCAUGUCGAAAAAGCAACGCGACAGCUUGUAUGCAGAAGUACAGAAACACCGGAUGCAGCAGCAGCAGCGGGACCACCAACAGCAGCCUGGAGAGGCCGAGCCGCUGACUCCCACCUACAGCAUCUCGGCCAACGGGCUCACGGAGCUUCACGACGACCUCAGCAGCUACAUCGACGGGCACACCCCCGAGGGCAGCAAGGCAGACUCUGCCGUCAGCAGCUUCUACCUGGACAUACAGCCUUCCCCGGACCAGUCAGGUCUUGAUAUCAACGGAAUCAAACCAGAACCAAUAUGUGACUACACACCAGCAUCAGGCUUCUUUCCCUACUGCUCUUUCACCAACGGAGAGACGUCCCCAACUGUGUCCAUGGCAGAACUAGAACACCUUGCACAGAAUAUAUCUAAGUCACAUCUGGAAACUUGCCAAUACUUGAGAGAAGAGCUCCAGCAGAUAACGUGGCAGACCUUUCUGCAGGAGGAGAUUGAGAAUUACCAAAACAAGCAGCGGGAGGUAAUGUGGCAAUUGUGUGCCAUCAAAAUUACAGAAGCUAUACAGUAUGUGGUGGAGUUUGCCAAACGCAUUGAUGGAUUUAUGGAACUGUGUCAAAACGAUCAAAUUGUGCUUCUCAAAGCAGGUUCUCUGGAGGUGGUAUUUAUCAGAAUGUGCCGUGCCUUUGACUCUCAGAACAAUACCGUGUACUUUGAUGGGAAAUAUGCUAGCCCCGACGUCUUCAAAUCCUUAGGUUGUGAAGACUUUAUUAGCUUUGUAUUUGAAUUUGGAAAGAGUUUAUGUUCUAUGCACCUGACUGAAGAUGAAAUUGCAUUGUUUUCUGCAUUUGUCCUGAUGUCAGCAGAUCGCUCAUGGCUGCAGGAAAAGGUAAAAAUUGAAAAGCUGCAACAGAAAAUUCAGCUAGCUCUUCAACACGUCCUACAGAAGAAUCACCGAGAAGAUGGAAUACUAACAAAGUUAAUAUGCAAGGUGUCUACAUUAAGAGCCUUAUGUGGACGACAUACAGAAAAGCUAAUGGCGUUUAAAGCAAUAUACCCAGACAUUGUGCGACUUCAUUUUCCUCCAUUAUACAAGGAAUUGUUCACUUCAGAAUUUGAGCCAGCAAUGCAGAUUGAUGGGUAAAUGUAUCACCUAAGCACUUCUAGAAUGUCUGAAGUCCAAACAAUGAAAAACAAACAAACAAACAAAUUAACCGAGACACUUUAUAUGGCCCUGCACAGACCUGGAGCGCCAACACACUGCACAUCCUUUGGUGAUCGGGGUCAGGCAAAGGAGGGGAAACAAUGAAAACAAAUAAAAGUUGAACUUGUUUUUCUCAUGCAUAUGAUUUCCAUUAUGCCUACAGAUAUGGACCCUUUUUCUGUCUCGACUUCUUGAUCAUUGACCUCUGUUUACAACAGAAGGCGGGUACUAAAGUCAGAGGAUGUCCUUUUUUUGUAGCUCACUGCCCACAGACUUUCUACAUCUGUCGGUAACAACAGAGAGUCCAGCACUAAUCGGUGACUGGUGUGCAUAGCGGAGGUUGUGGCAUUACUUUGCACAACUUGCUGUUUGUCUCAUGAAGGAAGUUUUUAUUUUUUCACCGAUUAUUGCCAGUCAGCAGGAUGGCACGAAAAGGGUCCAUAGCACUAGCAACAAUAGCAUUAUAAUAUAUUACAGGGUAAAUGGGCAUGAAGACUAUAUAUAGCUAAAAGAGAUAUUGUUUAUAUAUUGUUUUAAUUAAUAUAAAAUGUAGUUACUGGUGUAGCUUUUCCUGUUGAAUUGAUAAGGCACUUUCAUUUUGCACCUUUUUUCUUUAAAUUAAAUGCUAGCGUGUUCACUGUCGUGUCGCAUGUGCACCAGAAACACAAGUUUAACUGAGAAGGCUUGGAAGGUACGUCGGGAGGUAUUUAUGCUGCUGUUUACACAAUUACUUUUAAAAGACUGGCUGGUCAUAUCUAGAAAUCACGCUGUUGGAUUAAUUUUUUUUUUU
Molecule: messenger RNA, 2403 nt
Organism: Eubalaena glacialis (North Atlantic right whale)
Lineage: Eukaryota; Metazoa; Chordata; Mammalia; Artiodactyla; Balaenidae
Product: nuclear receptor ROR-alpha
Exons: 10
Coding region: 147-1553 (468 amino acids)
Biological process (GO): negative regulation of inflammatory response; regulation of transcription by RNA polymerase II
Cellular component (GO): nucleus
Molecular function (GO): zinc ion binding; nuclear receptor activity; RNA polymerase II cis-regulatory region sequence-specific DNA binding
Source: RefSeq, a predicted model, not a curated record